GAGAGUGACAAAAGCAGCGGCCGCGCAGAAAAGAGUUCACACAACUUGUGCGGACAGAGAGAGAAGAUCUGAACUGAGAUCAGCGCCACAGGGAGAAGCGAGGACUUGAUGCAGGACUCUGUCUCUGGUGAUCGGGUGACUCCGGUGUGAAUGCGGGUCGAGAGCCGGGAGGAUGAGGGUCACAUAACUUUGCUUCUUUGGGAUCCAUUCGCUCAGAUUCACCUCCAUGAGGAGCGCGUAACCCGGGCUGACUCAGUCCGGAGCUGAAGCCCCCUCGGCCGGACGCAGGGAACCGAAGGGCCCCGCCGCGGCUCCCUCUGCCGGGAUGGUGCGCCUGCUGAGCUGCCUGCUGCUCGGGUAUCUGACCUGGAACCUGCGGAUAUCGGACGCCCAGGGGGAGUACUGCCACGGCUGGCUGGACGCUAACGGGAACUACCACGAGGGCUUCCAGUGUCCGGAGGACUUUGACACCAUGGACGCGACCGUGUGCUGCGGCUCCUGCUCCCUGAGAUACUGCUGCGCGGCCGCGGACGCACGACUGGACCAGGGCGGCUGCACCAACGACCGGGAGGUGGAGAACACCGAGUUUGCAGCGCAGCCCAUCUACGUUCCCUUCCUGAUGGUGGGAAGCAUCUUCGUCGCCUUCGUCGUGGUCGGCUCUCUGGUGGCCGUCUACUGCUGCACCUGCCUGCGGCCCAAGCAGCCGACCCAGCAGCCCAUUCGCUUCUCCCUGCGCAGCUGCCAGGGCGAGACCAUCCCCAUGAUCCUCACCACGGCCCCUCCGAGCCUCCGGGCCCCGUCGCGACAGUCCAGCACGGCCACCACCAGCUCCAGCUCGGCCGGAGGAGGAAGCUCCAUGCGAAGAUUUUCUCUCGGGGGUCAGGGGGGGCAGCAGCAGCAGCACAGCUGCCUGGUGUCUGCCACCAUGUCCUCGUCAGCCUCCACCCCCACCCAGACCCCUCAGACUCUGCCUCCUCCUCUACCUCCCCCCUACACAUCCCCACCCAUGCAACAUUCGCUGCCCUCCACUCACACCCAGCUGCAGGUCCACCAGACCUCCAUCCCCUCUCACCCCUCUCAGAGCGCCGGGUUCCUGUUGCCGCAGCAGUACUUCUUCCCCCUGCAGCCAGACGCCUUCACAGCAGCCAAGAGCUUCGCUGACUUCGGACAGAGCUGACACGGCUCCCAGGAGGGGAAGUAGAGGGAUUACACGAUUCCUGGACGGUGGGUGUGAGCUGGCGGGGGUUUGAAUCCACUGCAGCACAGCUGGGCUGAACGGACAGAGAGCGACAGUGAUGAAGUAGCUGCUGUGGUUGGACGCUGAGGCCUGAAGCUGUUCCUGCUCUGCAGCUUCACAGUUCAACAGACCCAACCAUUCUGAAUCUUAUGCACUUUUAUAUCAUGUUGUCAAAAGAUUUCUGUGGUCGACGUUUUAUUUUUUUAUACAUCACAUUCCUCAAGGUGGAAUUCUGAGGCUGAAAUCUUGCCAGUUUAUCUCACACCCUCCUCUCCAGCAGAAGAAGUUCAGGCUCCGACACUGAGACUCCUCUGACGUGAUUAGAGAUAUUCUGUCGUACAUGUUGGAAACCAGGGAAUUAGGAUCUUCGACAAUCGCAGAAACCUCUGAAAGACGAGGCGCAGAUUCACCGCUGUCAUUUUACUGUGGAGGAAAUGUGGACUUUUAUAUAAUGUGGUGCAGGUACAAUUUACAGCUCAAUAAAAUGUUGCCUCUCAGUA
This is a messenger RNA of Paralichthys olivaceus (Japanese flounder), 1737 nucleotides long. It is a transcript of the gene shisa3, whose product is annotated as shisa family member 3. NCBI's taxonomy places the organism in Eukaryota, Metazoa, Chordata, Actinopteri, Pleuronectiformes, Paralichthyidae. The record is from RefSeq and is a predicted model, not a curated record.